Molecule: messenger RNA, 1098 nt
Organism: Cutaneotrichosporon oleaginosum
Lineage: Eukaryota; Fungi; Basidiomycota; Tremellomycetes; Trichosporonales; Trichosporonaceae
Cellular component (GO): nucleus; cytoplasm
Source: RefSeq, a predicted model, not a curated record
ACCCCACCACACUCUCCUCCCUCGCCUCGCUUUCGCUCCCAUGUCUACCUCGCCAGUCGCUAAGAAGAUGAAGUCCACCAAGAUCAUCGGUACCCACUCGGGCACCUUCCACUGCGACGAGGCACUUGCGGUCUUCCUCCUUCGUCUGACGGACCAGUUCAAGGACGCUGACCUCGUGCGCACCCGCGACCCUGCUAAGCUCGAGCCGCUGGACAUUGUGGUUGAUGUUGGUGGCGUUUACGACCCCGCUAAGGAGCGCUACGACCACCACCAGCGUGGCUUCAACGAGGUGUUUGGCCACGGCUUCAACACCAAGCUCUCGUCCGCCGGGCUUGUGUACAAGCACUACGGCAAGCACAUUAUCGCGCGCACCCUUGAUGUUGCUGAGGACGAGGCGCAGGUUCACACCCUCUGGUUGCAGCUGUACUCCGAGCUUAUCGAGAGUAUCGACGCCAUCGACAACGGCAUCAACAUUGCCGACGGCCCACUCAAGUACAACCAACGCUCCGACCUGAGCUCGCGCGUGCGCCGCCUCAACCCCCGUUGGAACGAGCCCGCCUCGGGCGACGACUACGACGCCAAGUUUGCCAUUGCGUCUAAGAUGACCGGGGAAGAGUUCCUUCAGCAGCUCGACUACUUUGCCAACGCGUGGCUGCCGGCGCGCGACAUCGUCGCCGCCGCGCUCGCGACGCGCAAGGAGGUCGACCCUUCCGGGCAGAUUGUCGUGUUCAAGCAGUCCGCACCAUGGAAGGACCACCUUUUCUCGAUCGAGCCCACACUCCAGCCCCCAGCGAAGAUUCUCUACGUUCUUUACCCCGAGAACCCGGAGAAGGAGGACAGCAAGUGGCGCAUCCAGUGCGUCCCAGAGAGCCCGGACAGCUUUGUGAACCGUCUGAGUCUGCCCGAGGCUUGGCGCGGCGUUCGCGACGCCGACCUUGACAAGGUCACCGGUAUUCCGGGAGGCGUCUUCUGCCACGCCAGUGGAUUUAUUGGAGGGCACACUACGUACAACGGUGUGCUCGCGAUGGCGCGCGCCGCGCUGUGUCAGUGAUGUUGUAGGAUGCAGAUGUAGAGACAGGUCAUUCGGUUGAAGACUCG